Cydia fagiglandana is the source of this 5492-nucleotide messenger RNA. RefSeq names its product signal-induced proliferation-associated 1-like protein 3. The record is from RefSeq and is a predicted model, not a curated record. Gene Ontology annotation, molecular function: protein binding; GTPase activator activity. Gene Ontology annotation, biological process: regulation of small GTPase mediated signal transduction; activation of GTPase activity. NCBI's taxonomy places the organism in Eukaryota, Metazoa, Arthropoda, Insecta, Lepidoptera, Tortricidae. Gene Ontology annotation, cellular component: cytoplasm. The transcript is spliced from 27 exons.
GUGUUGUGAAGACGUGUGUUAGCUUUGUAUAUAUAGAAUAUCGCAAAAUAGUGUAUCGUUAGUGUUAAGCACACAGUUUGUUUGUGAUUAUGUGACAAUAAACGAAAGUUCGGCUAUUCAUCAUGUUGUGAAGUCACUCACUGUGUACGUCUGAACAUCGUAGUAAUUCGUGGUAUUUACGAAUGUAUUUUAAUUAGUGUAUCGUCAGUGAGCGCUUCAGUGUUCUUUUAUUUAUUUGUCGAGAGUGUAGAGCGAACUGACACUCGUCGAAAUAUGCCAUGUACGCUCCGGAUCAUCUCCGACGGAAGGAAGCCAGAGAUGUUAUGUAUCGCAGUAACUCGAGUCUCGACUUGAUAUACGGCGAACAUCCGUCCGGAAACGGGUUGCGGCGCGAGUAUGGGAGUCACGGUUCGAUCGACGUGAUCGGGGGCGCGAGCGACAGGCUUCCCGCGAUGGUGCACAACUACAACGUGACAGAGAAGGCUCAGGGCUUGAGCGGUGACACCUCCGACGGCCCCACGCCCCGGGCCAGCGCCAGCCCGAAGCCUCGCCUCAAAUUCAACAAGCUUUGGGGUGGCGCGGCUCCCACACACCGACAACCCAUGGACGAUGGGUCACUUGACAGGCCUGAAGGAAUCAAAAAACAGCAGUUUGCUCACUAUGAUUGUCAAUCCUUGAUGGCUAACUUGAGUUAUGCAGCUGAGAUUAGAGGAGCACUGCUGAGCCGCAGGCGGAACACAACAACAGGCGCCUCGGCUGCUUCUCUUGCAACCCGGGGCCCUCCGCUGGGAGAGGACACAGUACCUGACAUGGGGGAUGGAAGAUCAAAUGAGUUGCUGGAAGCCUGUCCCUUCUUUAGAAAUGAAUUGGGAGGCGAAGAAGAGCGCUGCGUAUCCCUAUGCCGGCGGACAUCACGCGGCGCGAUCCCAGGACAAGCUGGCAGCUGGCACCGGCCUCGAGCGGCCUACGGCCUCUCCGUCCUCGAGUUUCCGCCGGGCCACACUCACUGGCGGCAUGGGUGCCCGUUUGCGAACACACUGACGCCCCUGCCCGUCGAGAGCCAGGAUUUAGGAGCGCUGUACUAUAGGAACUACUUCUAUGGGCAGUCACACCAAAACUGGUUCGGCAUGGACGAAACCCUGGGCCCCGUCGCGAUUUCCAUCAAGAAAGAGCGAGUGGAAUUAAGAAGGGGAGGGUCUGACGCGUCCGCACCAGCGUCCCAACUAGCGUGGCAGUAUCGGCUGGUCGUCCGCACUUCGGAACUGUUGACGCUACGUGGAUCCGUGUUAGAAGACGCGCUACCUAUCAAACCCAGCAACAAUACAGCUACUUACAACACUAAGGAGGUGCUGGAAUAUGUCGCUCCGGAGUUGCAACUGAAUUGCCUCAGGCUGGGCACCAACGGCAGCGGCGCCGAAGAACAACUCCUAAGACUCGACGAACAAUGCGUCACGCGCCACUACAAAGUAGGAGUUAUGUACUGCAAGAGCGGCCAGUCCACCGAAGAAGAAAUGUACAACAACCAAGAAGCUGGCCCGGCCUUCGUAGAGUUCCUCCAGACGCUCGGGCACACGGUCCGACUAAAAGACUUCGACAAAUACAAAGCGGGUCUCGACAAUCGCACAGACUCGACCGGCCUUUACUCCGUCUACACAACCUAUCAGAACUGCGAGAUAAUGUUCCACGUGUCAACUAUGCUACCCUACACGCCCAACAACAGGCAGCAGUUACUCAGAAAGCGGCAUAUAGGCAACGAUAUAGUCACUAUAGUGUUCCAAGAGCCGGGAGCGGCGCCGUUCACGCCGAGGAACAUUCGUUCGCAGUUCCAGCACGUGUUCGUGGUUGUGCGAGCGAUAGACCCGUGUACGGAGAACACGCAUUAUAGCAUAGCUGUGAGUCGGGCGAAGGAAGUGCCUUUAUUUGGACCACCGAUCAAGGAUGGCGCUGUAUAUCCGAAGGGGGAGGCGUUCACCGAUCUUCUUUUGAGUAAGGUGAUUAAUGGCGAAAACGCAGCGAUACAAUCACCAAAGUUCAGCACGAUGGCCACACGCACGCGGCAGGAGUACCUCAAGGAUCUGGCCAAGAACCACGUCUCCGCCACCACGCUCGAGACCGGACAGAAGUUCUCAAUCUUCUCGUCGCUGCUAAUGAAAAGUGGCAGCAACAAUAACACAGCGGUGCUGCCGCGCCUCUACAGUUGUCCCAACGACGUGCUCGUCGGCGGCGCCAUGUGCUUCCACGUUCAAGUUCAAGAUGAAGGCGCGGGUGGGGCGGUGUUGGACUGCAUGCUCGGCGUCUCACCCGACACCAUAGUGUUGGUGGAGGACAGCACGAGGCAGGUCAUACUCGUCAUACCGACGAACACUCUAUUAGGUUGGGUGGUGAGCGGCGGUUGGACACGCAUAUUCUACCACCGCGGCGAGUCGGUACGUGUACGCGACUGUCCCGCUCUACUGCGGCGGCUGGCCGGCGUGGCGCCGCCGCACGCCGAGCUGCUGCCCGAGCGGACGCUCGCGAGGGGAGCCGCCGCGCAGCUGGGGUUCCACGUGCAGCCGGACGGGCUGAUAAUAGCGGUGGAGAGCGGCAGCACGGCGGACAAGGCGGGCGUGAAGCGCGGCGCGCGGCUGCUGGAGGUGUGCCGCGCCGCCGUCGUCGCGCUGCACCACGACCAGCUCGUCGACCUGCUCAAGACCUCCGACCCCGUCACGGUGACAACAACGAACGCGUCCAGCUACAAGUGCCUCUGCGAGACGGGCGGCGAGGAGCCGAGCGCGCCGGCGCGCGGCGACGCGCAGCGCCCGGGCCGCGGCCGCCGCGCCUACGAGCGCGGACACUCGCCGCCGCGCUCCGACAGCUCCGGAUACGGCACCGGUGGGUCGGGCCGCAGCGCGCGGCGCUCGCCGCAAGCGUCGCCGCCGGCGGACGGCGCGCGGCGGCGCUCGCACGACGCCUCGCCGCGCCACGCCCGCCACAAGCACGGCAGCCUCCAGGUCAGUUCACCAACCAGAGAAUUAAUGCGGCUAAUGGACGCGGAGUUGGGCGGCGACGGCGACAGCGCGCCGACAGCGCCCUUGCCCGCCGCCACGCCGCCCGCGCCGCCCACGCCGGGCCCGCUGCCGCUGCCCGACGCGGCCGCGCUGGACUGGGCCACGCUGGUGCACACCGCCACGCGCGCCAUGCUGCAGGUACACCACACCGCAACACUGGGCCACGCUGGUGCACACCGCCACGCGCGCCAUGCUGCAGGUACACCACACCGCAACCUCUAGCCCGCCCCGCCCACCCCGGGCCCGCUGCCGCUGCCCGACGCGGCCGCGCUGGACUGGGCCACGCUGGUGCACACCGCCACGCGCGCCAUGCUGCAGGUACACCACACCGCAACACUGGGCCACGCUGGUGCACACCGCCACGCGCGCCAUGCUGCAGGUACACCACACCGCAACCUCUAGCCCGCCCCGCCCACCCCGGGCCCGCUGCCGCUGCCCGACGCGGCCGCGCUGGACUGGGCCACGCUGGUGCACACCGCCACGCGCGCCAUGCUGCAGGUACACCACACCGCAACACUGGGCCACGCUGGUGCACACCGCCACGCGCGCCAUGCUGCAGGUACACCACACCGCAACCUCUAGCCCGCCCCGCCCACGCCGGGCCCGCUGCCGCUGCCCGACGCGGCCGCGCUGGACUGGGCCACGCUGGUGCACACCGCCACGCGCGCCAUGCUGCAGGUACACCACACCGCAACACUGGGCCACGCUGGUGCACACCGCCACGCGCGCCAUGCUGCAGGUACACCACACCGCAACCUCUAGCCCGCCCCGCCCACGCCGGGCCCGCUGCCGCUGCCCGACGCGGCCGCGCUGGACUGGGCCACGCUGGUGCACACCGCCACGCGCGCCAUGCUGCAGGUACACCACACCGCAACACUGGGCCACGCUGGUGCACACCGCCACGCGCGCCAUGCUGCAGGUACACCACACCGCAACCUCUAGCCCGCCCCGCCCACCCCGGGCCCGCUGCCGCUGCCCGACGCGGCCGCGCUGGACUGGGCCACGCUGGUGCACACCGCCACGCGCGCCAUGCUGCAGGUACACCACACCGCAACACUGGGCCACGCUGGUGCACACCGCCACGCGCGCCAUGCUGCAGGUACACCACACCGCAACCUCUAGCCCGCCCCGCCCACCCCGGGCCCGCUGCCGCUGCCCGACGCGGCCGCGCUGGACUGGGCCACGCUGGUGCACACCGCCACGCGCGCCAUGCUGCAGGUACACCACACCGCAACACUGGGCCACGCUGGUGCACACCGCCACGCGCGCCAUGCUGCAGGUACACCACACCGCAACCUCUAGCCCGCCCCGCCCACCCCGGGCCCGCUGCCGCUGCCCGACGCGGCCGCGCUGGACUGGGCCACGCUGGUGCACACCGCCACGCGCGCCAUGCUGCAGGUACACCACACCGCAACACUGGGCCACGCUGGUGCACACCGCCACGCGCGCCAUGCUGCAGGUACACCACACCGCAACCUCUAGCCCGCCCCGCCCACGCCGGGCCCGCUGCCGCUGCCCGACGCGGCCGCGCUGGACUGGGCCACGCUGGUGCACACCGCCACGCGCGCCAUGCUGCAGCCCGCCCCGCCCACCCCGGGCCCGCUGCCGCUGCCCGACGCGGCCGCGCUGGACUGGGCCACGCUGGUGCACACCGCCACGCGCGCCAUGCUGCAGGUACACCACACCGCAACACUGGGCCACGCUGGUGCACACCGCCACGCGCGCCAUGCUGCAGGUACACCACACCGCAACCUCUAGCCCGCCCCGCCCACGCCGGGCCCGCUGCCGCUGCCCGACGCGGCCGCGCUGGACUGGGCCACGCUGGUGCACACCGCCACGCGCGCCAUGCUGCAGCCCGCCCCGCCCACCCCGGGCCCGCUGCCGCUGCCCGACGCGGCCGCGCUGGACUGGGCCACGCUGGUGCACACCGCCACGCGCGCCAUGCUGCAGAUUUGCGAAGAACAUCAAUAUCCGUCCAUAGACAACCCUGACCCUACGCUAGAACCUCUUCCAAGUGAACCGACCCAUGACUCCUGGUCUGAACUACCCACACCGGACGCGGCGCCGGUCGCGUCGGCGUCGCCGCUGGCGCCGUGCGCGUGCGGGCUGGCGGCGCGCGUGGCCGCGCUGGAGGCCGAGCACGCCGCCGCCGCGCGCCACCACCACCAGCUCGAGGAGGAGGUCCGUCGCUUACGUCGUCACAACGCGCGUCUCCGAGAAGAGAGCGCCCGCGCCGUUUGGCAGCUGCGGCACUUCACGCAGUGGCUCAAACGGACCGUCGACCGGCAGUGAUCCGGCCUCUUGCUCGCUCCCACACCGGUCAUCUGCUGUCCCGCUCCAAUUCAACAAGAGUGUACAAGUAACAUGACUCGAGGCUUAGGCAGCUGUGACGCUUCAUGCAGUGGCUCAAACGGACCGUCGACCGGCAGUGAUCCGGCCUCUCGC